Messenger RNA from Trachemys scripta elegans, 4795 nucleotides. It is a transcript of the gene C8B, whose product is annotated as complement C8 beta chain. Gene Ontology annotation, biological process: immune response. Gene Ontology annotation, molecular function: protein binding. NCBI's taxonomy places the organism in Eukaryota, Metazoa, Chordata, Testudines, Emydidae. The record is from RefSeq and is a predicted model, not a curated record. The transcript has 12 exons. The coding region runs from base 142 to 1914 and encodes 590 amino acids. Gene Ontology annotation, cellular component: membrane attack complex.
UAGUUUUUCUGCUAUGGUAAACAAAAGAUCGGCUAAUUUACCCUUUGCUGCUUGAACCACUUUCAGAUCCCAUAGAAGGCUGAACUGGAGUUCUGGUGGUUUAGGACUGCCAGUGAUAUUUGCUGAUAGGACCUUAGAAUCAUGAGUAUAUCGCAUACUAUACUUCUCUUGUACCCAGUGAAACUGUUCCUGUUUUGUGCAGUACUGGGCUUCCUAACUGUGCAUUGCUUUAGUGGUGAAAGGGAACCUCUUCUUCAGCUAAAUGGAGUCAACAUGAGCCUAGGCAAAGGCAGAUGGGCCCGAUCAGUAAGCAACCCUCCGCAGCCGAUUGAUUGUGUGCUUUCCAGCUGGUCACCAUGGAGCACCUGUGAUCCCUGUCAAAAGAAAAGAUACAGAUUUGCACGGGUGGAACGGCCUUCUCAGUUCAAUGGAGACCCGUGUGACUACUCUGACAAAGAAAAAGAAGAUUGUGUUACAAACAGUCCUUGCAGAAAUAAAGUUAGAUGUGAAGGCUUUGUAUGUGCGAUUACAGGAAGAUGCAUUACACGGAGGUUGCUUUGCAAUGGAGAUGAUGACUGUGGGGAUCAGUCAGAUGAGAAAAACUGUAAAAAGGUGUAUAGAAAAUGCAACCAGAAGAUGGAGCAAUACUGGGGAAUAGAGAAUCUGGCAAGAGGGUUAAAUAUCCUCACAAACAAUCUGGAAGGUUUGGUUCUUGAUCACAGGUACUAUGCUGGGGGAUGUACUCCACAUUAUAUUAUGGAUACCAGGUUUAGAAAACCAUACAAUGUAGAAAGCUACUCCCCAGAGACCAAAGGCAAAUAUGAAUUUACAUUGACUGAAUACGAAUCUUAUUCAAGUUUUGAAGAAAAUAUCCUUAGGGCAAGAGCUUCGCAGACUAGCUAUAGCUUUGGAAUAAAGAUACCGGGAGUGUUUGAACUUGGUUACAGUUUAAGUGACAACAGGUUCAAGAAGUUCAUUCAAAGGACGAAAAAAUUUUCUGCAACUUCUAGCAAAUUUAUUCAUGCCCGUUCUGAGCUGGAUGUGGCCCGUUAUAAACUGAAGCCUCGGACUCUGAUGCUCCAUUAUGAGUUCCUGCAGAGACUCCAUCAGCUGCCUUUAGAGUAUAGCUAUGGUGAAUACAGAGAACUCUACAGAGAUUAUGGGACGCACUACAUCACUGAAGCUACUCUUGGAGGCAUCUACGAAUACACGUUAGUUGUGAACAGCGAAGAACUCCAAAAGGCAGGUUACUCUUUAAGUGACAUCCAGGCCUGUGCACAGCGUGGCUUUAACGUUGGUGGAAAUAUCUAUGGAGUUUAUAUAAGUUUGGGAAUGUCAGCUGCUGGCUGUAAGGCUGUUUUAAAUGAAAUUGGAGACAGCAUCGGGCAAAAGCAAGUUGUGGAAGAUUUCAUAGCCCUCGUUCGUGGAGGAGGGAGUGAGCAUAUCACAACACUUGCCUACAAAGAUCUGCCAACUGCUCAGCUAAUGCAGGAGUGGGGAGAUGCAGUACAGUACAACCCUGAAAUCAUAAAGCUAAAGGCAGAACCCCUGUCUGAACUGGUGACUUCAACGGACUUUGCAAAUGCAAAUACACUAAGGGAAAAUAUGAAGCGUGCCCUUGUAGAGUUUCAGCUGGAGACCAGUUCCUGUCAUUGUGCUCCAUGCCAUGGCAAUGGAAUUACCUUUCUGAAAGAAACUCGCUGUGAAUGUAUAUGUCCUAUAGGAUAUCGUGGUAUUGCCUGUGAGAUCACAGAAAGAAAAGAUGUUGCUAUAGAUGGAAACUGGGGUUGCUGGUCCAGCUCGUCUGCAUGCUCUGGAGGACAACGGAUGACAAGAAGACAGUGCAAUAAUCCUGCCCCACAAAAUGGUGGCAAGCCAUGCACAGGGCCAGAUGUUGAAACUAUUAGGUGUUAAGGAAAAUUCUUAAAAAUAUAUAAACUAAAAUGACUACCACCUUGCAAAGUUAGUGGGAAGAUAAUUAUAAUUGACUUGAUCAAGCCUCUUUAUUCCUCGUUAAGGGCCUGAUCCAAUGCACACUGAAGUCAACAGUAAGACCUAACAGGUAUUGGAACAGGAUUAGUAUUUUUAAUAUGAGUCAUUCUGAUUUGACAUGCUGCAUAAUUGUCCUGCAGGAUUAAGUGUCCUUGUUCGUUUUAAUACUGUGGCUUUGCUAUAGGCCUUUAUUUCAAUGGACUAAUCAAACAAAACUUUAUUUCUUGCAUUAUGUGAUACCUGUUGAUUUUUCUUGAGUUUUAAUCUAAUGUGUUCUCCGAUUCCCCUGAGAUAGGGAAAAGGGCAUUUUAUCUUGGAUACACAGGAAAGCAGAUGUGACUCCUCAGAAGACAGCUGUGUCAUGUUGAGCAAAAUGCAGAAAAUUAAAAACUAAAUCCGCAUCAGAGCAAUAGCAUCGAAUGUGAAAUUUGAGUCAGAUGUGGCCAUGCUAGCCCAGGUUCCCAAUUUACUGGUUUUAACAUAAAUUGUUCAUCCUAUUAGAAAUCGUCUUGAAGGAAAGAGAAUUGAAUUGAGUAGUACUCUCAAAUACACUCUCAAAUGCAUGCUAAACUGUGCAAUAAUUUGUACUCUUAUUCAUGUGUAGCCCCCGGCCUAUUCACUGGCCCAGCAAGAUGUUAUUUAAGAUAGGGGAAAUCUGCCUUGUAACUUUUUACAUAACUUUGGGAAACUGGGCCUGAGGCUCCUCUGUGUGCUCUGCGUUGUGUCAGUGUGUAUUCACCUCAGAUCAGACCCACUCAGACAACCACCAGGAACAAGAGCAAGACUUCAUUCUGUAAAGAAACACGGAACAGGAUUACAGCCCAGCAGCCUCCUCUCUGCUUGCCUGCCUCUUGCUUCCAGCUUCAGUCAGUGCUGAAACUUCCUGCUGGGAGGGCAGAGGGUACAUACUGGCAGGAACCAGGAAGGUCUCCCAACAUGCCGCAGUCUGUAGCCCACAAUGGAUGGUUCCCAUGGCUGCUGCUGAAGCACCCAGGACCUUGGGCUGCACAUGGGAUAAGCUUUCCAUAGAACAAAUACAUUUAGAAGGAGGCUGGAGCAUAAUAUCAAAAAGGCAAUUAAAGAAAUGAAAAUCACGAAUUUUGAAGUAUGCAACACCAUGCCCCAGGAUGAAUACUGUAUCCCAUGGAUGUUGUGGCCAAACAGGAAGUAGUGUAUGGAAAAUGAUGUCUCAGAAUGAGGUCAUAAUGCAAGCCAAUCAGCAUUCUACUUUACAUUCUCCAAAAAUAUCACUGUCUUGGGAACAGCUCUAGCAAUGAUGGCAAAACUAGCCUUCAUUGUCACAGAGGUGGGCCAAUUGCUCCACUGUUUGGUCCCCCUGCACACCUCGGUGUUUCAGCAUACUCACUGCUAAUCCAGCCUGUUCAAAUAUUUGAAAUAUGGAGAGGCCAGCAAACAAACCAUAGCUAGUUUCUUUUUGCUAUCUUCAUGCAUUUCUAAUGUACCUAUCAUUGUUGCCCCGGGUUCUCAAGACUCUUAUCAAAUUCUGUGUGAAACGGGUCAGAAACAUUCACCUCUGCCCUUGUUUUAGCCACUGACCUGAGCAAUAUUGCUCUGGUGGUUGCCUCCUACUCCUUUCUUGUGUCUUCAUUAUUGGAUGAUGACCUUUGCAAAGACAUUAGUCCGUAGGUGCCCAUGCUGUGUAAUAACUAUAGUCAUGUCAGUGUUCCAGCAAAACUAUGAAUAUGGCAACAUAUGCAAAUAUUUAUCUGCUUGCCUAUUUGUUGUAGGUUUGUAACAUUUGCAAGGACAAAUAUUCUUUUGUCUGGUUUUCCAGUCCUUGCCACUUACUGUCCUUUCUAAAUGACAGUCUCUUUAUGCAAGUCUGCUAAAAAGAACUCAUGCUCACUGACAUUUUAAACAAUGGAACAUACAUUUGAUUUUAAUCCUCAUGCUGCCUACACAGUUAUGGACUAGGUCCUUGUGACAGCAUUAAGAAAGGAAAAACAUGUUGCAUAUAUAAAAGCAGAAAAUGCUCUUCUCAUAACGAGCUACAUAAUUGAGCUGCCAACCCAAAAACGCUUCCGUUUUUAUGCUGUAAUUGUUAAUGUUUUUAUGUGCUGGAAGUUUGCCAGGAGGCUCAUUAGGGUCCCCAUCAAAGAGGGCACAGUCAAAGCGAAAUAUAUUUAAAGGGAUACCAGCAUGGCUGUUAGACAGAGAACCCUGAUUAACCAACAUUGUUGCAUCUCACAGGUGUCCAUGCAACUUGUAUGUAAACAUGCAGUGCCGCACUCGAGUUCUCCCUGCUUCGAAACAGGCAGAGGAUGGAAAUUAAGAAGGUAUCUUGCUCUACAAGAGUAUGUUCUGUUUUGUAUUUCACCAGCUUUCCUGAGCAGGCAGAUCAGAGGCUCACAUGCACAUCCAUCAACUGCAUCUGCAGUCACAAACAAACGUUGUAACCUGACUUUGAAAGAUCCACCAAGCAGAUAAAUAUUUUAUCAGUGUUUCAGGCUUGGGGUGAAGGGUAACAGAUAGUUCAAAAUCAGCCGGACACAUUUUAUUUAAGUAUAAUUUCUGUUGGAGAUUCAAUUUGGGGCCUGUAAGCCUGGGAAGUCUUCCUUAAAAGUCAGAACUUUAUUUUGUCCUUGUGGUUUUUGAACUAACUUAUGAUUUAUUAUGGCCUAGGGUAAUAUAAAAUCAUGAUGCACAAGCUUUUAUUGUUUCAUUUAGCUACAUAUUAAAUAAUGCUAACGUUUUAUUGAUGGUUCUAAUUUCUGUGGAAAUUUGUAUUAAUAUUUCACAUAUGAAGACACGAGAGAGCUACAGUAAAAAAAAUCUAAUUGUA